AUGACCUGGCACUCUAUUGCCCUCGGUCUAGCCACCUUUGCCGGCUUGGGCCUACUGUAUGGCGUCUCAGUGGCCCUCUUCUCACCUCUUCGCAAAAUACCAGGCCCCGUUGCAGCCCGAUUCACUAACCUAUUCCACCUCAACCACAUUCACCAUAAAUGCUUCCAUUACGAGAACAAAGCCUUACACAACAACUAUAGGCCUCUCCUAUACCUAAAUGAAAACCUUAUAAGCAUCGACGACCCGAGGGCUUUAAAACCCAUCUACGAGGUUGGCUCGAGGUUUCCCAAGAGCGACUGGUACACCGCCUGGAUAGCUCCUGGGCCGAAUGGCCAUAAGGGAGGGAGAGAGUGGAAUGUGAGGAGGCACGGAGACAAGGCAGAGGUUUGGGAGAAGGGGACCACGAGGGACUUCCUGGAUCGACUUCUCGACAAGCAUGAGGAUAACCCCGACAAGACGACCAUGUAUCACGUCUUUCUUGUUGGCCUGGCAAACAUCAACGCCGGCUCUGACACGACCGCCGCGACUAAGCUGCGGGAAGAAAUCGACAGCUUCACUGCCCAGGGCCAGCUGUCUGCACGCCUGACAUUCAAGGAGACGCAGCGAAUGCCCUAUCUUGACGCGGUAGUGAAGGAGGCCCUGCGACUACAUUCGGCCGUGGGGCUCCCUCUUUGGCGCGUGGUUCCACAAGGCGGACUCGACAUCGCUGGGCAAUACCUACCCGCGGGCACCAACGUCGGCAUCAAUGCCUGGGUCGCCCACUUCAAUGAAGGUGUUUGGGGCGACGAUGCCAGGCAGUUCAGACCAGAGCGCUGGCUUGAGGCUUAA
Diaporthe batatas is the source of this 828-nucleotide messenger RNA. RefSeq lists its product as uncharacterized. The record is from RefSeq and is a predicted model, not a curated record. Gene Ontology annotation, molecular function: monooxygenase activity; iron ion binding; oxidoreductase activity, acting on paired donors, with incorporation or reduction of molecular oxygen. The transcript has 4 exons. NCBI's taxonomy places the organism in Eukaryota, Fungi, Ascomycota, Sordariomycetes, Diaporthales, Diaporthaceae. Bases 1 to 828 code for a protein of 275 amino acids.